Messenger RNA from Scomber japonicus (chub mackerel), 1017 nucleotides. It is a transcript of the gene asb11, whose product is annotated as ankyrin repeat and SOCS box containing 11. Gene Ontology annotation, molecular function: protein binding. Bases 1 to 885 code for a protein of 294 amino acids. The record is from RefSeq and is a predicted model, not a curated record. The transcript is spliced from 7 exons. NCBI's taxonomy places the organism in Eukaryota, Metazoa, Chordata, Actinopteri, Scombriformes, Scombridae. Gene Ontology annotation, biological process: positive regulation of protein catabolic process; protein ubiquitination; intracellular signal transduction.
AUGGCUGCUGUUCAAACAGAGGUAUCUCUGUACUCGCAACCUUGGCAGAGGCCUAUGCACAUCUAUGGGGGGCUGGUGUGCAACUCUCUGAUGGCUGACUCCUGGUCGGACAGAACUCCUCUCCAUGAAGCAGCCUACCAUGGCAGACUGCUCCACCUCAGAUCCCUCAUUGCUCAGGGCUUCCAUGUAGACACACUCACCAUGGAUAGGGUCUCUCCGCUCCACGAGGCUUGUCUUGGUGGCCAUUAUGGUUGUGCAAAGUUCCUGCUGGACAGUGGUGCAAAUGUGGAUGCAGUAUCAACAGAUGGCGCCACCCCUCUCUUCAACUCCUGCAGCAAUGGGAGUGCUGCCUGUGUCAGGCUGAUCUUGCAGCACAGUGCCUCCAUCCACACCACAUACCUGCUGGCAUCGCCCAUCCAUGAGGCCGCCAAGAAAGAUCACAGAGAGUGUUUGGAGCUGCUGAUCUCGUAUGGAGCUCACAUUGACAUGGAGCUGCCAGUUGUAGGGACACCGCUGUAUACUGCCUGCAUGGCCCGAGCCGCAGCCUGCGUAGAUGUGCUACUACACUCAGGGGCCGAUGUUCAAUUAGGGUGUGGGCAGGACAGCCCAUUACAUGCUGCAGUUCAAGAGGGAGGAGCUGACAUAGUGGAUCUUCUGCUGGACUUUGGGGCUGACGGGUGUUGUAGGAAUGCUGAGGGCAAGACCCCUCUGUAUCUGUGCGGGCCAAACAGCACAGUGAGAAUUGCUCUGCAGAAAAGAGGUCCCUGCUCUCUGUCUCAGCUGUGUCGUUUGUGUAUCCGCCGAACUCUGGGAAGGACUCGUCUCCAUAGCGCAUCCAGCCUCUUCCUUCCACCAAUUAUCAAGGACUUCCUCCUCUACCAAUGACGUCUUUGCUAUGGAUUUUACAUUGUUCCAAAAAGGUUUUUAUACGAUGACAGUUUUAUAUUUUUAUGCAGGAUCUCACAAGACAGAUAUAAGAGGUACAAGACAGUAAAUAUUGUAUUUUGUAUAGAGUAU